Anguilla anguilla (European eel) is the source of this 2232-nucleotide messenger RNA. RefSeq names its product fibrous sheath-interacting protein 2-like. Lineage: Eukaryota; Metazoa; Chordata; Actinopteri; Anguilliformes; Anguillidae. The transcript is spliced from 9 exons. Bases 405 to 1637 code for a protein of 410 amino acids. The record is from RefSeq and is a predicted model, not a curated record.
UGGAUUUUGUCGUUUGGUUUACUUUUGCUUCUUGCACGUGUAGUGGACUUUGUUUAUACAUUUCACAUUGGAAUGGAAUUACGUCACCGGUUAUUGGUCUUAAGUCAUUUAAGUCGACGAUGAUUGGUUCUGAAACAUAGUACCGGGCUUGGAGACUUCCAUAAGAAAAUCAACAGAAAAUCAAAAUAUUGUAGGCCUACCCGUUCUUAUUCUCGAUCUCCUCACAUUAACUCUUCUAAAAAAAGGAGCUGAGAACAGGCUGCUGCCAAAUUAAAUGAAUAUAGACAGGGCAGUACGUCAUAAUGGUUCAUGGGAAAACGCUAAAACCACAGUGACGUUCAAAAUCUCCUAUUAAAUAAAUGCGAAAUGUCGUUACUAUCAACCGCGACUCUGUAGGCUGAAAGAUGGAACCGUUGCCUCCCGUUAAAGACUUGCUGCAGCAGGACGAGCUCUCCGAGGCCCUUCAGCUAAUCAGGGCUCGUGCACCAACACAAAAGCUUCAUGUACCGUGUGGCGUCCAACUGACCGUCUCCAGGGCUAAAAUGGGCCAUUCGCUUUACCAGCCAACAUCUGACUUCCUGAACAUGGGUCCAGCCUUGAGUAUAAUGAAACCUAGCUACAACAGUUUACACGAUCCGCACCUUUAUAGUUACCAUUACAGGAGAACAACGCACAACGAGCUAAGAAAAGGAAAAUAUAUAACAAAAGACAAUGAGGUGAUAUGCUCUUUGAAGGAUUAUAAUAUUUAUGAGGGCUACUUGAGGACCCUCAAGCUGGUUGCUGACCGAACAUAUGAUGAGACACAGAGGGACAAGAUGAGGAAGUUCAUUGAGUUUCAGGAGCAAGGCCUCCUUCCCGGUGACGUCAGCCUGGCUGACGUGACCGAGGUUUUGCUGGAGGAGGGUGUAGCGAACCGACGGCAGCUUCUGCAAGCUGAAUCAGUGCAGCAGAAAAAUGAACAGAAGGGACAAGAGGCAGAAAAUGACAGCGGACAGAAUGGGACAGAUUUUUACACAGAGCUGUACAUGCUGACCUGGAAUGCUGACGAUCGCUCUCGGCUAAUGAUGUACGAGAGGGAAUUCCGGCAUGAGCAGAACAAGAAGAAGUACCUUAGAGAGAUCCAAAAGGAGAGAGACAGGAAGAAACAAGCUGCUCUGGCACAGAAAUGUGCCAUUCAACACAAAGAGCUGCAGGAGAUUUUGAAAAUCGCUGAAGGAGCAGCGAAGGAGCACUCCAACAGGAGCAAGCUGCAGGGCGAUAAAUUCCGGUUAGUUCCACCAGGGGGUAACCAGUACCUUCUGUGCAGGAAGCGAAGCGUGGAGUCUCGAAUUCUCCGAUCGGACCAGCUGACAAGAUCUGAGCAAAAGGCAACCAGCACGGAGCACAAACAGUGUACGCUGGAGCAUGAACACGAUGACCGGGAGUGGGCCGCAUUGGAAAGUAACUGCGAGGAUUGUGAAUGGAUGGAAGACUCAGGUGAAAACAGCGAGCUCGUCGAUGAGGUGUUGCGGGAAGCGACUGAGGCGACUGAGGCGGACCACCUGGGCCUUCGGCCAAGACGGCGGCCAUUUUGUUUGCCACCUCUACGAACAGGCCGGAGACGAGACGAAAUGGACCAGAGCUGUGCCAUCCUUUAGAAGAACAGGAAGAUCAAGAGUUUGUAAUGAGUUCACAAUCAUGCUGCCAAUCAUGUCAUUGUGGAGGCUACAGCACACACAAGCAAAAUACGACCGUACUUGGAUCAUGUGUUUUUGAGCAUAGUUUAAACACCUUUUAUAAAUGUUCCAUAAGAGCUAGCUGUAUGGGGGGCCUUUUCAAACCUAAUGAAAAGGAAGCCAUGUUAUUUGUUGUACCUCACCAGAAACCUGAUGUGUUGGAAUCAUGGGGUCGUGAUGUAACUGAUGACGACCUCGAGUGAUGAGUCACAGGUGUUUCGGCUUAAAUUGCUCCCUUGUAUCUGUCCCUUUGACAGUGCCAUAGUUGAGAAAGGAUGGGAGGAACAAUAAUGUAUGAUGCAUUAAAUAAUUAGGAGCAGAAAGAAAGUGCCAGAAAUUUAAUGAAUGACAAAGGUAUCGCAAUUAGUUUGCCCAUGAGACCCGAUUAUUUCUGAUAUCUGUAAUAUAUCAUAGAAAAAUCAGAUGCACUAUAUCUACCUCUCAUGUGCACUCACAAAAGUAAUUUAUUUUUCAAUGUUACCGUGCUUCAAAAAGCAAAUAAAGCCACUCGUGUACA